AUGUUACUGAGCGGAGCUCCUCCGGCGGGCUCCCGCCCCGGGCCGCGGGCGCAAGGGAGUGCCGGGGGUGGCUCGGGGGGGUCCCGCCGGGGCACCGGGGGUGCGGGAGCCGGCCCAGGAGGAGGCAGUAGCGGCGGGGUGGCCAAGUGGCUCCGGGAGCACCUGGGCUUCCGCGGGGGGAGCGGCGGCGGAGGGGGCAGCAAACCGGCGCCCCCGGAGCCGGACUACCGCGCCCCCGCUCCCUCCCCUGCGGCGCCCCCCGCGCCGCCCCCGGACAUCCUGGCUGCCUACCGGCUGCAGCGGGAACGCGACUUCGAAGACCCCUACUCUGGGGGCUCGUCCGGUUCCUCAGCCCUCGCCACCCCCGCUGUCCCCGGCCCCACGCCGCCCCCGCGCCACGGUUCGCCCCCGCACCGCCUUAUUAGGGUCGAGACCCCAGGACCCCCAGCGCCCCCUGCCGAGGAGCGGAUCACCGGACCCCCAGCCAGUAGCGACAGGUUGGCAAUCCUAGAAGACUAUGCUGACCCAUUUGAUGUUCAGGAGACUGGUGAAGGCUCAGCAGGAGCUUCAGGAGUGCCAGAGAAGGUCUCUGAAAAUGAUGGCUACAUGGAGCCCUAUGAGGCUCAAAAGAUGAUGGCUGAGAUCCGGGGCUCCAAGGAAACAGCAGCCCAGCCCUUGCCUCUGUAUGACACACCCUAUGAGCCAGAGGAAGACGGGGCCACCCCAGAGGGUGAGGGAGCCCCCUGGCCCCGGGAAUCCCGCCUGCCAGAAGAUGAUGAGAGGCCCCCUGAGGAGUACGACCAGCCCUGGGAGUGGAAGAAGGAGAGGAUUUCCAAAGCCUUUGCAGUUGACAUUAAGGUCAUCAAAGACCUACCUUGGCCUCCGCCCGUGGGACAGCUGGACAGCAGCCCCUCCCUGCCUGAUGGGGACAGGGACAUCUCCGGUCCAGCCUCGCCCCUCCCUGAGCCCAGCCUGGAGGACAGCAGCGCCCAGUUUGAAGGAUCCGAGAAGAGCUGCCUGUCACCUGUCCGGGAGGAGAAGGGGCGGCUACCUCCCAGACACUCUGCAGGGAACCCCAAGUCAGCCAAGCCCCUAAGCCUGGAGCCCAGCAGUCCUCUGGGGGAGUGGACAGAUCCAGCACUGCCUCUGGAAAACCAGGUCUGGUAUCACGGGGCCAUCAGCCGAACAGACGCCGAGAACCUGCUUCGGCUGUGCAAAGAGGCCAGCUACCUGGUGCGCAACAGCGAAACCAGCAAGAAUGACUUCUCCCUCUCUCUCAAGAGCAGUCAAGGCUUCAUGCACAUGAAGCUGUCCCGGACCAAGGAACACAAAUACGUGCUGGGCCAGAACAGCCCGCCCUUCAGCAGCGUCCCUGAAAUCGUGCACCACUAUGCCAGCCGCAAGCUGCCCAUUAAGGGGGCCGAACAUAUGUCCCUGCUCUACCCCGUGGCCAUCCGGACUCUUUAGAUGUGAAGCCAGGGCAUUGAUAGACCUGAACCCAGCCCUGUGCUGAUCACCUGGCUGAGGGCUGGGGCUCUUCACAGGGACUCGAUCAAUCCAUCUCUCGAACCUUUCUUCCCCUUCCCCUGAGAUCGAAUAGAAGCUGGAGGUUCUUUAAUUUAUUUUCUCAAGAGGAAGGGCUGCUGGAACCUUAGAGUUACCCGGAGAGAAAGCAGAGCCUCUGGAGGAGGGGCUCCAGAGCCAGGGUGUCCUGGGGACUUUAGGAUUGGCAGCUCCAGCUUACCGACCCUAAGGCAGAGGCAACGACCUCAUCCUCGCCCUCCACCCCCAAACCACCGGAGGGCUCCGCCCAGAGUCUGGCAGUCCCCUGGGAUGGAGACAGCCCUAGUGGAUGGGGAAGGGCUUAGCCCGAGGGAACCGCAGCCCCCGGGCCGCCCGGCUCCGGGCCAGAGGCAAUAAAUAAACCCAGUCCUGCCGGGCA
Messenger RNA from Otolemur garnettii (small-eared galago), 1942 nucleotides. It is a transcript of the gene SHF, whose product is annotated as Src homology 2 domain containing F. NCBI's taxonomy places the organism in Eukaryota, Metazoa, Chordata, Mammalia, Primates, Galagidae. The record is from RefSeq and is a predicted model, not a curated record. Bases 1 to 1467 code for a protein of 488 amino acids. The transcript is spliced from 7 exons. Gene Ontology annotation, molecular function: phosphotyrosine residue binding.